CUCAACGGUUCAAAUCCAACGUCUCUCUCUCUCUCUCUCUCUCUCUCUCACCAAACUCUCAAACCACCCAACUCUUCUCAUCGUCAAUCACACAGUUCACCGCCAUCUCACUCCUUCGCUUCCCUCUCCUUCGGAAUCUCCAAUUUUGCCUUUCAUUUUACUGUGUCACCAACACAUUACCUCUGCAAUUCUCAUCCACAAAUCCUCCACCAUUCAUCUUCUCUCUCUCUCUCUCUCUGUAAAUAUAGGUAUUAAUUUGAAAACCAUUGAUUCACCUCUUCUUGUUCAUUUUUCUUCUAAGAAAGUUCAGAUUUUUUUUUCAAAUUCUAGAUAUAUAGAGAAAAAGAGAUGUGGGUCUGUGAUGAAUGUCGGGAUCGAUUGUAUUGAUAUGUUUUCUGUCUCUUCUUUCCUUAUCUUCAAAUGAAUUCUUUGAGAAACCAUUGAUUUCGCAAUUCCGUAUUAGAUUUUCGAAAAAAAUGGCGUCUUCGCAGGUAGAAAUCACUUCCUCUGCGCCUUUCGGUUGUGUUCUGAGAGAUCACAACCGGCGAGAACGAUGCAGCAGAGAAAUCAACGCCCGAAAUGCUUUCCAGAAAAAUCUCAAACACUUGGUGUGCAUUUCAAGUUCGGCCCCUGAUGAGAAUACUCAAGAUGAGAAUUUUCAAAUUCACGACCACCAUGAGAAUCAGGGGGAGGAAUUGUCACCCAACAGCGAGAGACACGGCCAAGUUCUUGAUAGGUGGGCACGAGCUCGAGAAAUGGUGACCGCCAUUGAUAAACAGAGUGGAGAGCAGAGAGAGAAUUCUCCGACUCAAUCUGACGCCUCUGCCGAAAUUCCCAAUCUGGGUGGCGUUUCUACUCUUGUUCAGAGGUGGAGGGACUUAGCUGAGGCUGCUCUGAAUCAAAACGCCAACAAAAACAACCCCAAUUGGUCUUCCUCCCCUGUUUCCAUCUCUGUCAACACCAAUUACAACCCUGAAAACUCUUCAUUCGUCGAUGCAACGCCAUCUGAAACCCGUGAAUCUGUCGAUGAAAGGCUCGACUUCCCUUCUGUAAUGAUAGAGGACUCAUUCAUUGACUGGGAAUCGGACAGGAUGGCCCCGAGCGGACCCCCUUCCGAGGAUGCAGGAAGAGGAGAGGGUGGAGCGGAGAGAGAGAGGGUGAGAGUGGCAGAUGUGAUUAGGAGGUUGACACUGAAAGCUGAGAAUCAAAUUCAGGGCUCUCAUGAUUCAGAGCAUCAGAGUUUUGGGAAUGAAUUGUUGCCUAGGCUGCGAACAUUGUCAGCAUUGGAUCAUCAUCAACAAGAAAAUAGGUGUUUAUCGCCUGUCAUAAACUCGCCCUGUAUUCGAGGGCGUCAAGCAUUCAAUGAUUUGCUUAUGCAAUUGGAGGGCGACAGGCUUAGGGAGCUCGAUUCCCUGGUGGAGCGUCGAGCAGUUUCAAGAUUCUCCCAUAAAGGCCGCAUUCAGACAAUGCUUCGCAUUAGAUUCCUACGCCGCGAAGCAGAUGUUGGGCAUCAAGAGCAUCCAUGUUCAGUGCCAACUGGGGUUCAAAAGCGUUUGCGUCAUGAAGCAGCAAUUGAGGCUCAACAGCAUUCGCAUUCAAGGGUAGUUGGGGAUCAACAACAUUCCUGUCAUGAAGAACUAGUCAGAGAUGAACCACACCUGCAUUGUGAAGCAGCUGUUGUAGAGGCUCCACAGCAUUCACAUUCAGUGGAAGUCAGGCCUCAACAGCAGCAUUCAUGUCAUGGAGGAGUUGUCAGAGAUCAGGAAAAUUUAUGUCAUAAAGCAGGAGUUGGGUCUCAGCAGCAUUCAAAUUUGACGAUAACAACGGGGCUUCAACAGCCUUCAGAUUCAGCUGAAGUUGGGGCUCAACAGCAUUCAAGUCAUGAAGCAGCAAUUGGGAAUCAACAGCAUUCGUAUACAGAAGCAGAGGAGGUUGAACAAAACUCACCAGUACUUAGUGAUAGACAAGAUUCACAUUCAACGGCAUCUAAAUCAGGGCAACCUAGACAAUGUUCAACAGUAGUGCUUCUAAGGGAGAAAUUUGACGUACACGUUGAGCAUGAUGCAGCUGAUCUGAAAAUCCACCACAAAUUUGUGGUAAAUAACAUUCCAGAUGUGAAAAUUUCUUCUACCUCCAAUCAAUCUAGGGAAGAGCCUCAUCAUCAGGAAGUUAAUAAUAGCACUGAGCAGCAAAGUACAUUUUCAACAGAAGAUGUUAAUGAAGAAGCUAGUCCAAGUUCAUAUACUGCAUGGGAAGGAGCAAGCUAUGAGUCUUGCAAUCUUGACUCACAAGAAUCUUCAGACAGAUUGACAAGCAAAUACUGCUUGGAAGAGAAUGUGAACGCAGAAGAGCAAGAUGCCAAUAAUGAGGAGCCAAUAGCAACCAAUGAGGACACGAUAAGUGAUGUUUCUCAUCCACAGGGUGAUUGGGAAGAACAAGAGGCCAGUAAUCGGCAGCAAAUGGGAAUCUAUCAAGACUGGAUAAGUGAGGUUUCUCGCACUUGGAGUGAGUGGGACGAAGAAGAGGCCAAUAACCAGCAGAUAACAAAUCAAGAUUGGAUAAGUGAAGUUUCUCGGCCAAGGAGUGAUUGGGAAGGUCUCAGGCAAGCAAGGUACCAGGAGAUGCUUGAUCCUUACGUGCACAAUGAAGAUAUACGACAACUCCUUGAAAGGAGAGGUGUAUCAACAUUUCUUUCAAGUAAUUUACGAGACAAAAUGGACCAAUUGAUGAUUUCUCGAGUGGAAAGACUACCACAUGCAAUGGAAAAUCAGCAAGAAGAAGAUAAUGGUUUACACUAUAGACUAGAACAAUUAAUGAGGUCUCACAUACAAAGGCAAACGCAUACGAUAAACAGUCAGCAAGAAGACGAAGAAGAAGAGGAGGAGCAAGUGGAAGAGGAAGAAGAGAGCUCAAGUGGACCACAAUAUAAUGAAGUCAGUGACUAUGUGGAUCAAGUUGUAUCUGGUGUGAGGUCAUGGAGUCAUGAUACUGAUCACGAAGUCAGUUGUAAUUCUGAUCAAGCUGUAUCUCCAUCAUUGCAACAACCCCAGUCAUCUGAGUCUUCCUCUCCAGAAAGUCAACCCUGCUAUUCUUUCACCAAUCAUUCUUCAGUUGAAAUGGAGCUCAUGUAUGAUUUGAGAGGGCACAUGGAGCAGCUGCACCGUGAGAUGUCUGAGCUCCGAAAAUCAAUAAAUAGUUGCAUGAACAUGCAGACAAAAAUGCAACGCUCCAUUAAGAAGGUGGUUGCAGCUGCUGUAAAUAGCUCAGUUAGAGGGGUGGAGAAGAAGUCACUCAUUGAGGCUCCAAUAAAAAGAGUUUGUUGUGUUUGCUUGGAAAUGCAAGUUGAUGCUCUCUUGUACAGAUGUGGUCACAUGUGCACCUGUUUUAAGUGUGCCCAUGAGCUGCAAUGGAGUAGCGGUAAAUGCCCAAUAUGUCGAGCACCAAUAGUUGAUGUUGUUCGGGCAUAUGUUAAUGAUUCCUAAGGAACUGGUGAACGAGUUCUUGCACAGAGGACCGUCUCUAAUCUAAAUUUUGAUUCAACACGAGACACAAGUUGAAAUUCUAAUUUUCUUUUCUAUUUUUUCUGUGUUCAUGGGUUUUUUAUUUUGAUUUUACUUUGUUUAUAGAAGGCCAUGUUAACAAUUGAAUUAUUGUAUUUAUUGAUUUUUAAACAAGAAAGUCACUAAACAGUGCUUUCCUUUUGUAAGUAUGUAAUAUUGUAAAUGUUGUAACAAUCUUGAUUUAUACUAAUUUUGUUGAAAUGAUGCCAGAAUUUUCCUUUGCACCAUAA
Molecule: messenger RNA, 3790 nt
Organism: Camellia sinensis
Lineage: Eukaryota; Viridiplantae; Streptophyta; Magnoliopsida; Ericales; Theaceae
Source: RefSeq, a predicted model, not a curated record